Arvicanthis niloticus (Nile rat) is the source of this 1645-nucleotide messenger RNA. The record is from RefSeq and is a predicted model, not a curated record. NCBI's taxonomy places the organism in Eukaryota, Metazoa, Chordata, Mammalia, Rodentia, Muridae.
CUCCCCCGCCGCCGGCGCCCUCCUCCCGCAGAUGCUCGCACUCCUCUGCCGGCGGGGCCAUCCCGGGCCCCGCCGCGCUCGUCCCGGCAGCAUCCCGGUCCGGCGGUGCACCCCGCCCGCGGCUCCCGAGAGCGCGAGGCAGCAGGACGCGGCGAGCGGUUAUGUAAGCGCAUCCCCUGCUCGGCCUCGCGGCCGCCACCCCCAAAAUACUGUACAGCCGGGGAGGCAGCGACGCGAAGGCGGCGGCCGGAUGAGCAGAGAACCCCUUCCAGCUCAGCCCACGCCGAACCAUCCUCCUCCGUCCGGUGCGCUCUCCCCUAAAUCCAGAGCGAGGGUGGCGUUCCGCGCAGUGGUGUCUUCGGACGCUGCAGGAUCUCGCAAGCCCGUUUUGUUUUUCCGUGGAGGAUCAUGGGCGGGGGUUUACGGCGUUUGGAAGCCUCAGUCCAUACCCACUGUCCACCAAAACGCCCUGACGUCCUGAGGCCAUGCAAUAAAUGGACUGAGAUCCAGACGUGGAACUGCACCCCGAGGCCACCGUUGUUGCCAGUGGCUGGCCCAGUUUGACCCAGGGCUCUUUGCCCAACUCCAGCAGGCUUUUGCCUCCCGUUGACAGGACGCAGCAGUAAGCCGACCUGACUUCUGCCAGACCUCCAAAGGCCUUCUUCCUCAAGGUCUCCAGGGCAGCUUCGGUGUCCUCUUCCCAACCUCCUACAGAGGUAGAUGGUAAAGAACACUCCAGAGAAAAUAUGACUGUCCUUCGAAGGCGGAUACACAGAACCCUCGGGCAGAAAUGCUUGUGGCAUCUGAGGACAAUUUACACACACACAGGUCUCCAGACCCUUGGGUGACAACCCCCCCUCUCUCUCCCUCUCCCUCCCCACUCCCCGUCAAGCCGCCCCCCUCCCCUUUCCGCUUAAACCAGAAAGGAGUGGCAAUGUUGACACUCAGUGACCUUCGGCCUCCUUCUCAGAAAGACAGCAGGUCAUCACCCAUAGAAGAAAGGAAGUGAAAGAAAAAGUUCAAGUCUUCAUAGAGUACAAAUGCUGAGAGCGGAAAGACCAACAGGGAAGGAAGGAAGUACAAGCCGGACAAGCAGGUCCCCGCGUGCGCACCUGCCUGCAGGGAGGAAUCAAUCUCCAUUUUAUCCUUAAGUCUUCCUGCAGGGGAGAACAGGUUGGAUGGAAAGAGACAGGCCAAGCCCUAAUGACAUCACUGUCCAUCUUCCUGGUCACCAUCAGCAACUUCCCUCACAACACUGAUGAAAGAAAAAAAAAAAAAAAAGGAAGACUCCAAAGAAACACACACUGCAAACUCCGUGGUAAUAGUCCUGUAGAAAAACAUGAUUCUCCAUCCCAGAAAAACCAGCAACACCUUUACAGAGACACAAAGAUCAAAGCUGGAGACGGGAAAACUGGCUUACACGAUGCUUCUCCCCUAAGAAGAGGGUCUGGAUCUUUAUGUGAAAGGAAACACUGAACAGGGGAAGCAUUACUUUAUGUGUCCUCUGUUGGGACUUUGAAAAAGCUAAACUCAUCUCUGUGCAGGGCCUAAUAAUUAAAAUGUGUGCUUAAGGCUGGUCUUCUCCAGGGCCCAUUUUGCAUCAUGGCUAGGUGACAGUAGUCGUACUGGACCUUAACUUCCUUCA